UCUUCUUUGUCUCCAUCUGCAAAUGUCCGUAUAUUUGAAACACAGUGAGGGAGAGACUUGUUUAUGAAAUUUUCUUUCUUCUCAUGAGAUCGAGAAACUCUCCAGAAGAAGUAAUCGUUUCGAGGUGUUAACAGAAACAUCUUUGACUUGUUGAACCAUCUUCAUGGAGAAUCUAAAUACUGAUUUUGUUACAAACGCAGAAGAAAGAGAAAGCCUUUACGAGGAGAUGGCUUGUUUCGAUUCCGCAGAAGUUACGGCGGAGAGCGGCGCCGGACCACCGCCGCAGACUCUUGUCGCCGGAAGCACGAGCAACAGCAACUGCAGCGUUGAUGUGGAGGAGCUCCCUGAGUUCCAUCUCAGCCCACAAGACUGUCCUCAACCUUCCUCAACACCUCUGCAGUUUCACAUCAACACUCUUCCUCCUCCUCCUCCUUGCGACAAUCAAUACCAAAACAAUAACAUCAAUCUCAUUCACCAGAUGUCUCACGAUCAACAACAACACGCUAACUGGGAUAAUAAUGGCUAUCAAGACUUCGUAAACUUGGGUCCAAACUCUUCAACAACUCCUGACUUGCUAAGUCUCCUACACUUGCCUAGAUGCUCACUCCCUCAGUCUAUGCUCCCUAACUCCUUCUCAGACUUCAUGUCUUCUUCCUCUGCUGCCGCCGUCAUGUACGACCCUCUCUUCCAUCUCAACUUCCCUCUCCAGACUCGAGACCAACAAAGAAACAAUUCUUGUUUUCUUGGAGUUGAAGAUCAGAUUCAGAUGGAUGGGUUUGACAAUGGGGUUAUCGAGUUUAGCAGUGGUGGUAACAACCGUAAAGGGAGAGGAUCAGGAAAGUCCAGAACUUUCCCUACAGAACGUGAGAGAAGAGUUCACUUCAACGAUCGCUUCUCUGACCUCAAGAGCCUCAUUCCAAACCCCACAAAGAAUGAUAGAGCAUCGAUCGUUGGGGAGGUAAUAGAUUACAUCAAAGAGCUGUUGAGGACCAUAGAGGAUUUAAAGAUGCUUGUGGAGAAGAAAAAGUUUGGGAGAUUCAGGAGCAAGAAGAGAGGUAGAGUUGGUGGAGAAGAAGAAGAGCAAGAAGGAGACAAUGUGGUUUACAGGCCAAAGAGCGAGGUAGAACAGUCUUGCUUCAACAACAACAAGGCGCUGAGAUGUUCUUGGCUGAGGAGGAAAUCGAAAGUCACUGAGGUGGAUGUGCGUAUUAUUGAUGACGAAGUGACCAUUAAGGUUGUCCAGAAGAAGAAGAUUAACUGUUUGUUGUUCACAACCAGAGUUCUUGAUCAGCUUCAGCUCGAUCUUCAGCAUGUUGCUGGUGGACAGAUUGGUGAGCAUUACAGCUUCUUGUUCAACACUAAGAUUUGUGAAGGAUCUUGUGUGUAUGCAAGUGGAAUUGCAGACACAGUGAUGGAGGUUGUGGAGAAACAGUACAUGGAAGCUGUUCCAGCCAACGGCUACUGAGAGACAUUUGGUGCUUUAAGUGCUCUUUGUUUUACCCUAUAAUGACUGAUUAGUUAUUAAUCACUUUGGUAAUUUUCUAAGUUAUGGAUUUCUUUUUUUCUGCUUAUGGUUUCGUCAACUAAUGAUACUCUUCACUU
Messenger RNA from Brassica oleracea var. oleracea, 1602 nucleotides. RefSeq names its product transcription factor bHLH10-like. Gene Ontology annotation, biological process: regulation of DNA-templated transcription; anther wall tapetum development. Lineage: Eukaryota; Viridiplantae; Streptophyta; Magnoliopsida; Brassicales; Brassicaceae. Gene Ontology annotation, molecular function: protein dimerization activity. The record is from RefSeq and is a predicted model, not a curated record. Bases 164 to 1465 code for a protein of 433 amino acids. The transcript is spliced from 4 exons.